UUUACUGCGUGCGAGCUGCCAGACUGAAAAAUAUUCUGAAAUAAUACGAGUCGGGCUGGAAGAUAGAUUUUGAGACUCUCGAAAAUGGAUGCUUACAGCAAGUACUUGCAUGAUGAACAAUUUAACACCAACCAAGGCAGCACUCAGACAGAGUCGAAUGCGCCCAUGCACAGUCAUCCGACUGUGCUUAGGCAGAGACUGCAAUUCAAUAACUCUUCGUCCUCGAACCCAAGAGUAUCUACGCGCUGCAAGAAAAUGCGUCAAGAGAAGUCGAAAACACAGCCUCGGCCCAAGGAAGUCAUACAGAAAGCAACCCAGACUUGCAUUCGCCACAGUCAGCCGCCGCCGGAGCCGCACUCGAGGAAAAUCCGUCCACCGAAUCAGCCACAACAAAAACAACAACAGCAGCAGCAGCAGCAGCAGCAGAACUUCCGACAUACUGAAACUCAGGUGCAUAGAUGCCCAAACAGGGCGACACGUCAGGUGGAUGCGCCGUCAUACCGUAUGGAACUGAGCUACAUGCAGCCAAAGUCUCUGUUCAAUGUGGAUUAUGCACCGCAAUCGCGACGUGCCCUUCGUUUGCCCCCCUUGCCGCCAAGCAACAAGGCUUCUAUGCUAGAUCGAGACGGCGCUGGCGGGGAUCGCUUGCUGUAUAGAAAUUCGAAUUUUGGCAAGGAGUCCAGUCGCGGCCGCAGCGAGAAUAGCGAGGAUCCGCUCUUCAAUCCGGUCGAGGUCAAGGAGUCAUCUUCGAUGCUGCAAUCGGCACGGGAGCAUUGCAGAAAGACAAAGGCGCAUUUCAAUGCCAAAUAUGCGGAUAAGAAUGAUCCGGGUACGGAUAGCGAUUCCAAGUGCGAUUCGGAUAAUUCGUUGAAGACCGUAAUUACUACCAAAAGUGGUGAGAAUUUGCGCACCGUGGUGCGUUCACAGAUAGAGAUGCAGGAGCUGCUGCAUCAAUCCAUUAAUAAAAUGACCGAAAUGACCGACAGACUGGUGCUGAGUACCAACUCCAGGCUAAUACUGCCAUCGCUGGGCUUGUCGGGCGAGUCAGAGUGCAGCCUGAUUCAAAAAAAUACGCCAAACCUAUCCAAAUCGCCUGCGAAUCCGCAAAAGGAUGUUAGGGGCUCUGCUGGCUGGGCGCCAGGAACCAGAUCCGAAAAUCCUCUUUGUCUCGAAGAGCUAGUCAGUACCAAGGUGAUUGCGCCUAUGAUGCGCCGGGUACAGCGCAUGUAUUUAAACAAUUUACAGGAGGAGAUGAAGCUAAUGGAAGAACUGGAGCGUGUGCCAUGCCAGGUUAGCGACUUGUACAAAUCUGCCGAUGUGCCGCCGGGGCUAAGCAAACAGCUGAAAUAAUUAAACAAGCAACCGUUAUUUCACUUUAAUUGUAUUGUUAUAUUUUUUAAUUAUAUGCUCAGUAGGCAAAAUAAACACCAAAACACUAA
Molecule: messenger RNA, 1439 nt
Organism: Drosophila virilis
Lineage: Eukaryota; Metazoa; Arthropoda; Insecta; Diptera; Drosophilidae
Source: RefSeq, a predicted model, not a curated record